Mesorhabditis spiculigera is the source of this 1308-nucleotide messenger RNA. The record is from the annotation of a GenBank genome assembly. Lineage: Eukaryota; Metazoa; Nematoda; Chromadorea; Rhabditida; Rhabditidae.
AUGGCUCAACUGGAUUCAUUGCUAGCGCAGGGGAUUCGAGCUAUUGGUCCGGACGCUGAGGACGCGCACGUGAUCAAAUUCCAGAACCCGCUCACGAUCAUCGCCGGGCCGAAUGGAUCCGGGAAAACGACCCUCAUCGAGGCGCUGAACUUUAUCACCACCGACACGAAGCCGUCCGGCCAGUAUCCGGCGUUUAUUCACAAUUUGGAGAUUUGCGGCCGACCACGCGUCGACGGGCUGGUGAAGCUCAAGUUCCAAUCGGCCAACGGCAAGCAGGUCACCGCCACGAAGCGCCUGUGUCUUUCCAGGGCCCCGAGGACCAAUAAAUUGACGGGCAAGCAAGAGGAGAGCACAAUUGUCACCGAAGAUGUGCACGGCAACAAGGUGUCGCUGUCGUCGAAGGUGGCCGAUACGAAAACCGAGAUUUUGAACCUCUUCGACGUGCCGUCAGCCAUCCUCACCAACGUCAUCUUCUGCCACCAGGAGAAUUCCACGUGGCCCCUCGCCGAGCCCAAACAGGUCAAGGAAAAGUUUGACGCCAUCUUCGAACUGUCCAAGUACGUCAAAGCCGUCGACAAGCUCAGGAAGCUGGCCAAGGAUGAGAACAACGAGCUGCAAGUCAUCUACUCGGACUUGAAGCUGCUGCAGAGCCACUUCUUCGACAAGAAAACGAAAGAGCGCGAAAUUGCUGAGCUGAAGCUACGCCUGCAAGAGUACAGCAACGUCCUGGAGAUGUACAACACGAAGAAGACGAACGCCCAGGAGAUGUUGGUGCAAAUCAGGGAGGAGAAGCGCCUCUACCAAGUCAUGUCCGUGGAUAUUAUGCGCAACGAGGCGACGCUGACCUCGAUGCGGGACAAGCUGACGAUGUUCAACGUGCCCGACUACCCGGGCAGUCAGCUGGAGCUGCAGGCGGAGAUUGAGAGGCUCGAACGCUCGCCCGACUUUCAAAAUAUCGCCCAACGCCGCGCCGAAAUCGAGGUGCAAAUGAAAAAGGCAGCGGCGGAGCGCCAAAAAGCGCUACAGGAACGCGAGGCGCUGGACGGCCGCAAAAUCGAGAUGACCGCCCUGAUCAAGCAAAGCGAGCAGUGCACCGAGGAGAUCCGGCGGAAAGUCCAGGAAGUGUGCGAGCGAUUUGACUUCCAAAUCGACGGCCCCUUCGUGCAGCAGAUCCAGGCGUUUUUGCAGACGCAGAACAACGAGUUGGACAAGUUGAAGAAGUCGCUUUGCGAUCAAAAGGGCCUCCUGGAGACGACCAAGGACCAGGCGGUCUCUAAGGCACAACAGGCCAAAUUCGAGUUAAAGGUA